Scleropages formosus (Asian bonytongue) is the source of this 1799-nucleotide messenger RNA. RefSeq names its product ankyrin repeat and SOCS box containing 10 (gene asb10). The record is from RefSeq and is a predicted model, not a curated record. Gene Ontology annotation, molecular function: protein binding. Gene Ontology annotation, cellular component: cytoplasm. The coding region runs from base 96 to 1400 and encodes 434 amino acids. The transcript has 5 exons. NCBI's taxonomy places the organism in Eukaryota, Metazoa, Chordata, Actinopteri, Osteoglossiformes, Osteoglossidae. Gene Ontology annotation, biological process: intracellular signal transduction.
UAUAUUCUCCGGGGACUGAGCUGCUGCCGCCGCUCGGGUGUUUACCCAGAGGGCCCUGCUUUCCUGCCGCUCCACCGCGCCGCAGACCACCUACUAUGAGCACUAAAAUCAAGUGGCGCAAGCCGAAGAAAAUCCGCAGCGACGUCAUCGCCACGGCCAAGGCCACGGGCCACACGCUCCAGUUCUGGCACGCCCUGCUGGUGGGCGACGAGCUCACCGUCAUCAGCAUCACGGAUGAGCCGGAGUCCAGCCACCUGGUCAACGCCAUCUACGACACCAGCGACAUCGAGGAGUGGAUGAACUACAGGCUCAACUACAGGAGCUUAAGAUUGUGGUCACUCACCUACGAGCAGGAGCUCACCACACCGCUGCACAUUGCCGCCGGCCGGGGCUUCGCCGACUGCCUCCGUCACCUCCUGCGGAGGGAGGCCGACGUGACGCUUUCGCCAGGGGGCACCACGGCGCUGCACGAGGCCUGCGAGGGUGGACACGGCGAGUGCGCCAGGCUGCUGCUCUCUUACGGGGCCAACGCCAACGCCGUCAACGAGGACGGUCUCAUGCCCCUGCACGUGUGCACCAGCCCCGAGUCCCUCGAGUGCGCCAAACACCUGCUGCAGUUCGGGGCCGCGGCCAACGGGCGCAGCCUGGAGGAGGACGACACGCCCCUGCACGUUGCCGCCAGGCACGGCCUGCUGGACCACGUGGACCUGUACCUGCGCUAUGGGGCCGAGGUGGAGAAGCAGAACGACGAGGGCCAGACGCCGCUGAAUGCCGCGUGCUCUGAGCCGCAGGCCCCCGAGGACCGGGAGCGCUAUCUGCGCGUGUGCAGGAUGCUGCUGCGAGCCGGUGCCGACGUGCACACGGAGGACCGUGACAACCAGACGCCGCUGCACAUGGCCUGCAAGCAGGUGAACCCAGACGUGGUGGAGCUGCUGCUGCGCCGCGGCGCCAGCGUCAACUGCAUGUGCUACAGCGGCGACGCGCCCAUGCACAACGUGCUCAAAGCCACGGCCUACAAGUCAAGAAACCAGCCGGAGCGCGUCGUCCGCGCCCUGCUCAACCACGGCUCCAUCCGCGUCUGGCCCGGGGCCCUGGCCAAGGUGCUCAAGUACUGCUGCACAUCGCCCCGCACCAUCGAGGUGCUCCUCAACUCAUAUGACCGCCUCAAGAUCACCGACGCGUGGAGUGAGGCCGUGCCCCCCGACGUGUUCCAGGAGCACCGCCAGUUUUACGAGUCGCUGUUUGCCCUGAAGCAGACGCCGCGCUCCCUUCAGCACCUGGCGCGCUGCAAGCUCAGGCUCCUUCUGGAGGGACGCGUCCACGAGGCGGUGCCCAAACUGGGCCUGCCUACCUUCCUGCAAAACUACCUGCUCCUGGACUUCCGGGACUACGUCCACUGAGGGGGUCCCUGGGGCUGUGCUGCCCACGGCCCGGCCACUCGAGACGCUCCGGACAACAGGAGCCUCCGUGUCCGCUGUUGGACAGGCCUUGAUUCCCCUUGGGCUAAUAUAUGUCCCCCGGACACCUCACGGCAGCUCCGACUUUCAUACGUCCACGUGGAUCCCAAAGAUCACCACACUACAACCGAAACCGGAACGUCACACACAGUGUUUCCCAAACCAGCACGUUUCCUCACAUUCAUCUACCCAUCUGUUAAGCAAUAGCUACUUUGCCAGUGCAGGGUUACGAUGGUCUGGAGCCUGUCCUUGAAAUAUAUGGUGUGAGGCAGCGUACGCUAUGGACAGGACACCAGUCUAUCACUGGACAAUCUCCCACACACACACACACACACACACACA